Messenger RNA from Cucurbita pepo subsp. pepo (vegetable marrow), 1886 nucleotides. RefSeq names its product putative E3 ubiquitin-protein ligase RING1a. NCBI's taxonomy places the organism in Eukaryota, Viridiplantae, Streptophyta, Magnoliopsida, Cucurbitales, Cucurbitaceae. The record is from RefSeq and is a predicted model, not a curated record.
AAUAACAAAAUAAUAAUUUUGCAGCGAAAAUUUCCAAUCCUCUUCUUCGUUCUUCGUUCUUCGUUCUUCUUCUUCUUCUUCUUCUUCUUCCUUGAGAAAAACCUUACUGCUCGAACGCCGAAAACGAAAUCCUUUUGUAUUCGAAGCGUUGUCAAUGCCUGCACAUAAACGUUCUUGGUCGGACAGUGUUAACGGAGAAGAGUCCGGAGACCAACAAUUCAGCCAUCAAGAUGCCAAGCAAUCUCGAAUGGAACGCGAGCCGAAGACUGAAACAGAAGAAGAAGAGGAGGUGGAGGAGGAGGAGCAACGGGAGCAUCUGAAGGAAGGAGAACGAGAAGAUGAAGGGCGCGAAGAGGACGAAGGAGAGGAAGAAAAGCAACACAACCAAUUGGAAGAAGCGGCCGGAGCAAGAGAUUCCGAAGGAAGUCAAUCCUCGAGCUCUGAAGAGAAACCGGAGUACUUUCUCUUAAAUCCCUCAUUUAUUUUUGUGGAGCUGUCAGGCAUUCGAAAAGAUGUUCAGUGCCCAAUUUGUCUUGGGAUUAUCAAGAAAACGCGAACUGUAAUGGAAUGCUUGCACCGGUUCUGUAGAGAAUGCAUUGACAAAUCAAUGCGGCUGGGGUAUAUGAAUAAGAACAAUGAAUGUCCUGCUUGCCGAACACAUUGUGCCAGUAGACGUUCUUUGAGAGAUGAUCCAAAUUAUGAUGCACUCAUUGCCGCCCUAUAUCCAGAUAUUGAUAAAUAUGAGGAGGAGGAAUUAACAUUUCACGAAGAAGAAAGGAAUCGUAAUAAACAGAUUCAAGAAUCAAUUGCACAAAUCUUUCAACGACAAUCAGAAGCACUAAGUAAGAAGCGCAUAUUGGGCAAGGAUACAGCAGCCGUGUUUCUAACAAGAUCACGUCGCAAUCAUAGGAAUGCUCAUCUAAGGAGACAAAAUGGCCGAGGAGAUGAAUUGUUGGGAUAUGAAGAUAAUGAAGAUGAAGAUGAUAAUAAUGAGGGCAAAGAUUCAUCUUCUGCUGAUGAAAGAUUUACAGAAGUUAGGCAAAGGAGGAAGAAGAGACAUCCCAGUGUUCGAUCCUCUCAGCCCUCUUCAUCAAUAGCCAAUGUAGAUAGUGGAUGCACUGAUGGAUGUGCUGAAAGUGAGUUAGAUAUGAGCAGAGAAAAUCGAACAGUUUCUCCAGGUCUUGUCUUGAACUCUGAAAUGCUUGGAUGGGGGCGUGGUGGUGUACGCAGUAAUGCACGACAUAGUAGCGCUGGUGGGUCCAGCAAUAAAAGUUCUAGGAGUAGUCGCUUAACGAAGUUAGUCAAUUAUCUGCGUGGCCAAGAAGAAAAUAACAAUGAGUUAGAUGUCCAUCUCCUCCUCAUUUCAGUGGAUAAAGAAAGUGCUCCAAGUUUGCAGCGGCCACAUCUCCACUGCCGUCCAAGUUUGACUGUUGAACACUUGCGUGAAUAUGUCUCGCGGAAGACACCUCUGCAAGCUGAUGAUGUUGAAAUACUAUCCAUGAAAGCUCGUCAUAGUACUAGCGAUGUUCAAACAACCCCAAGUGCUUCAAUCUCGAUUGAUGGCACGUCUCUCGUCUUCGAUCCACUCAAAUACGAGCUACAAACUUUGGAAUGCGAAGAAACUUUGGCAGGACUUCAAGCAGAUUGCAUCUAUAGUAGGGAUCACUUGAUUCUAGGAUAUCGUCGGAAGGGGCGGAGUUAACACAAGUAACACCUAAUACUCAUACGCCUAUCUUAUUUUUAACUUGUUAUUCAAUUUUCCAUACCUUUUUACUUUUAGUGAUAGAUAACAUUUUAAGUAUACCUGCUGAUACAAUAUGAGGGAAUUUGUAAAUAGAAAUCCUGGAGGUUUUUUAUUGCAGCAUUACUGUAGCUUCAUUUCUUAA